AUGUUUGAUUGGAUGUAUUAUCAGAUGUGUGACAAUUGUCAAAAACCGUUAAUAAACGAAAAAAAUCUCAAAACUUUCCGCAUUAGAUUAGGACUUGGUGGAGGUAUACUUGUUAGUGGAGGCGGUUUGUUAGGAGCUUACGCACUGCCACUUAUCGGAUUUGGAUCGGCGGGUGUCACCAAAGGAUCUAUCGCCGCGUGGUUGCAAAGCCCAGCUAUAAAGGCUGGAACAACUUUUGCGUUAUGUCAAUCACUGGGUGCAACUGGAUUAUAUUCCAUACUGUUUAAAUCAACUGGAAGUGUACUUGGAGGUGGAGCUCUUAGAAUGCUCUACAACAACCGUUUCAAUAAUGGUUGGUGCUCCUGCGAUCAACCGCCUUUAAUUCCAAAUGCGCCAAAAUGA
Cotesia congregata is the source of this 402-nucleotide messenger RNA. The record is from the annotation of a GenBank genome assembly. NCBI's taxonomy places the organism in Eukaryota, Metazoa, Arthropoda, Insecta, Hymenoptera, Braconidae.